Lichtheimia ornata is the source of this 426-nucleotide messenger RNA. RefSeq lists its product as uncharacterized. The record is from RefSeq and is a predicted model, not a curated record. Lineage: Eukaryota; Fungi; Mucoromycota; Mucoromycetes; Mucorales; Lichtheimiaceae. Gene Ontology annotation, cellular component: nucleus. Bases 1 to 426 code for a protein of 141 amino acids. Gene Ontology annotation, molecular function: RNA binding; translation initiation factor activity. Gene Ontology annotation, biological process: translational initiation. The transcript has 3 exons.
AUGGGCAGAAAACAACUGGAAGCCGAUAUCCUGGACGCUGCACCUCCUACGAUUGAACCGGGAUCGAAACAACGGUAUGCUCGUGUACUUGGUCCAAGAGGCAAUCAUCAACAUGAAGUUGAAUUCACUGACGGCCAUCGCACGCUCGUCACCUUGCAGCCUCGGUUUCGUCAUAUUGUUUGGGUAAAGCGAGGCCAUUUUGUCCUUGUGGAUCCAUCCAUUGGAACAACAUCUGAAAAGGUUGGUGGAGAAAUCAUCUUCGUCUAUUUUCCUCAACACAUCAAGCAACUUGAGCAAGCUGGUCAAUGGCCUGCCGAGUUUUCACAAAAGAAAAAGAAUGAUGAAGAUGAAGACGACCUGCUCUUUGUCAACAACAACCGGCCUGUCAUGUCCGAGACCGAGAGUGAAUCAAGUGAUGAAGAAUAA